Spirodela intermedia is the source of this 4855-nucleotide messenger RNA. NCBI's taxonomy places the organism in Eukaryota, Viridiplantae, Streptophyta, Magnoliopsida, Alismatales, Araceae. The record is from the annotation of a GenBank genome assembly.
AUGCCCGGGUUUCUAGGGUUCUGCGAUGCCUUCUUCCUGCCUCUGUCGAGAUACAGUGGGUUAUUGGUUUAUCUCCCUUCUGCUUUCCAUGACUGAUUUCACCUCCUCUGAGGCUUUUGCUGGUUUGCUGGUCGACGUCUGUGGGAUGGGACUAAUAAUGGUGGCCAUUCCUUUCUUCUUCCAGGAAUCGUCACCGCAAUCAUUUCCGCAGAGGGCUUCGUGGAGUUGUGAUCCUCAGUUGUAUCUUGUUCGCUCUUCCUGUCGCGUGGUCGUCAGCUCAGGGGAGCAUCCAUUUGAUCUCCCAUGCUCACGGCCAUGGCGACGGUUUUGAUGCCUGUGAAGAAGAUGGAUCGAGCUCACUGCACGCCCACAGUGUCUCGCCGGGUUGCAGCAACCAUAGAAACCUGUUCACCCGCAGAGAUCAUCCCAUCUUUCUCUCAUCAUUGUGUGGUUUUCUAGAUGGAGAUGAUGGCUGCGAGCAAUCGGGCUCUGAGGAUCGAUUAAAUGAGUUCUUCGAUGGCAUGAAGCUCUCCUGCUUCCAAGCAGAAGCUGCUGGCAGAAGAGACGAGGGUUUCACUGCUUCAAAUGGCAACUCUCAUGGUGAUGACGAUGGAGGUGGUUCAUGUGAAGCAUCCUCGGCCACUGAUACCUGGAGAAGCAAAAAUCUUCUGGGUUCUUCCUCACAGGAGUCAUCUCAAGGGAUUGACACCAAAUUUUCUGAUGGGUUUCCUUCUCCACGGGUCAAGAUAAGCCCCCCCUCCUUGGAUUGGGGGAUCGCCCAUCUGUUUUCCCCUUCCAAGAUCUUCUUGACCGUGACCAACAAUCACAGUGACAGCAGCUUGCUCAUUCACGAACCAUUCAGCUCUGAUCCACAGUUCUAUCCAUCUGGGCCCGAGCUGCUAUCAUUGGCACCUGGGGAAGCUGCAUCAAUUGGCUUCAUCUUCCUCCCGAGGCUUCUUGGCUCCUCAUCGGCCCAUCUGGUUCUUCAGACAAAUCGAGGCGGCUUUAUAAUCCACGCCAGGGGCACCGCUGUUGAGUCUCCCUAUAGGUUUCAGCCCCUGGUGGGGUUCGAAGCAGCCCCUGACGGGAGCUUGAGGAAGGCUCUGUCCAUGUACAAUCCUCUGGAUGAUGAUGAUGUGCAGGUGGAGGAAGUGAGAGCUUGGGUUUCAGUCUUCUUUGAGAAUGGUUCCCACUCUGCUCAGGUCAUCUGUCAGAGAGACCAGUCUCCUCCGCCAGCAGGUGGUGGUGGAGCUUUAAAUAGUAAGAGGUGGUUCAGCUUGGAAGAGGCCGGAUCUGGGGAGUUUCUCGUGGGGUUGAAGCCUCACAGGUCAUGGGAGCUUCAGCCUCACAGCACUGAAACUCUCAUGGAGAUCAGCCUGUUCAGCUCCAGAGAUGGGAAUUUCUCUGGAGCCAUCUGCGUGAAGCUCCACAGUUCUUUGCAUGGCAGGAACGACACGGUGGUAGUCCCUCUUGAAGCUCAGGUGAGAGAUGGAGCAGCUGAUCUUCGAGGGCCUGGUGGGUCUAUCUCUGUGUUCUUCGAGCCAGCCCUGCCAUUGCAGAGGGGAAGGUCAGUGUUUUCUCUCUCUAUCAGGAAUGGGGACUCACAUCCUCUGAGGUUGGAGAAGGUCAUUGAGGUCACUGAUUCUGUGAAGCUCUUCGAGAUCAAAUCCAUGGAGGGGCUGAUUCUCUACCCCGGGGCGGUGACCCUUGUUGCUCUGGUGGUGUGUUCUUCGAUUGCUGAUCUGAUGGAGAUCUCCACCAGUUCUUCAAUGGCCGUGAGCUUGAACUGCAAGCUCGCUGUGGUGACUAAUCAUUCGAUCAGUCCGAAGAUCGAGAUUCUCUGUCGAGACCUGGUGCAGUCUAGCUCAAAUCUUGGGUCUGAACAUUCAUUUGAAGAAUUGGUGCUACAGCGUGAAGGAGAAAAGUCAACCGAUGCAAGAACAGGCUCAGUGGGAAAUGCUGCUGUAGAACUGUUGCCCAUAAAGGUAUGAUCGCUCAAGCAAUAAUCCAGGAUUUGCAUCUAUUUAGAGUAAUUUACUACAUUGGGUAGUUGGGUUGAAAUUCUUCUUUUUUUUUUGCCAUUUAUGUUGGGUUUGUUAGAUGAAGAACUAUUGCCCCCUGAAAUUACAAUAUCUGGGGAAAUAAUUUACAAUAAUACUAAUGAUAAUAAUAUAUGCUACCACCCAAGAUUUCUGAUGAUCAUGUGCUGCCUUCUUUACAUAGAUUCACUACCUACAGUAGUUGAGCUGGAAUUUUUUAUUUUGUUUCCUGUUUGAGAAAGAACAAUUGUACAUGAAAAAAAAUAUAUAUAUCGCCCUGUAUUUGCAUGUAUUUCUCUGCUGAUCAUAUGCGCUCCUGUUCACAUUGAUUUAUUGUCUGUAAUCGGGCUGGAGUUAUUUUCCUUGCUUAGACCUGCGCUGGUUCUGCUGGAAAAAUUAAUUUUUUUUCGCAUGAAAGAGAAAAUAAUCCAUCCCUUUUGAGGGAAAAAUAUUCAUUUUCUUGGACAUUAGAUUGCCAAAUUUGUAUUGGAUCUGAUUUCUGUUGGCUUAUCGGAAUAAUUUUUUUUCAUUUUCAGCUUAAAGUUGACUUCUUCUAGCAAAUUCUCAUUAAGUUAAUUUUUGAACAGUUGGUUUUUAUGGAAAUAUCUAUCUGCAAGUCAGCAAUGACAUUUAAUCACAGAAUAAUUUUUUUUAUCGUAUAAUUUUCAGUUUAAUUGAUCUAUUCGUUAAAAAAAAAAGAAUCUGCAGCGGAGUUUGCUGGAAGCGAGAGCGAUCGAUGAGCUGAUGGUUGACAGCUGGAGAUCCCAAGCGACCAUGGAAGGCGUCUCUGUUCUUGAGCACCAAGAACUGAUCUUCCCAACCGUCCAAGCCGGGGAACAUCUCUCCAGAUGGAUCAAAGUCAGAAACCCAACCCAAAAGCCUGUUCUGAUCCAGCUGAUGCUGAAUUCGGCGGUGAUAGUUGACCGGUGCCAUACCGUUGACUUCCCAUCAGAGCAUAAGCCGUUGACCGGUUAUGGAUUCUUGGUGGCCGAGGGCGCCGUUGUGGAGGCCCUGGUCCCCCCCCUUGGGACGGCUGAGCUGGGGCCCGUUGACUUCCGCUCUAAGGGUCAAUGCAGGUGGAGGAGCUCGGCCCUGGUGAGGAGCAACCUCUCCGGGGUCGAGUGGGUGCUUCUACGGGCAGCCGCCGGCGCCCCGCCGCUCAUCCUUCUCGAAGGCUCCAAACCCGUUGACGAACUGGUGUUUGACCUCAACCUGCCCCCGCCGGAUCUCAAUGUUUCUUCUUCGGAGCCGCCGCCUUCUGAUGCAGCAGAGAGCAGCAGCAGGAGUUAUUCUUGCAGCCGCCUCUUCUCCAAAGAGAUCUACGCCAAGAACGUCGGAGAAUCCGCCGUCGAGGUGGUGGAGAUGGAUAUUUCAGGAAAUGGCUACGGGUUCGAAGGAUUCCUGGUGGACUGUCUAGGGUUUGUGCUGGAGCCAGGGGAGUCCACCAGGUUGCUCAUCUUCUUCCGACCGGAUUUCUCCUCCUCCUCCGCCGCCGCCGCCGCCGUGGUCCGGGGAUAUCUCCGGCUGGUUAUGGCCGGGGGCGUCCUCGAGAUCCCCCUGAAAGCUGCUCUUCCGCUGGCCAUGUUCCGACAAUGUGGGAAGCCCGCCGCCUGGUGGAGGAGACCCUUCUCCUGGAGAUACUCUCUCUUCGUCCUGUUGGUCGCCGCCGUCGCCGUCGCCGGACUGCUCCGCCGUCUUCCUCCUCCGACGACGAACCAGAGAAAGAGCUCCUCCAGGUGGGUGUUCAUGGCGGCCCUUCUGUCUUCGGCUGCUCGCCGCUGGUUUUUCCUCUGACGUCGGGCAUUGGGGUUCAUCCGCAGGUCGCCGGCGGAAGAAGAACGUAAACCAGAGGCCGGCGGCGAUGCCGCCGCCGCCGCUGAUCGGAAGACGGGGAUCCGGACGCAGCAGGUUAAAACAGACUCCGAUCGGCGAAAGAAGAAGACACGGUCGUCGUCGCCGUCGCCGUCGUCUUCAACGGGAAGGAGGAUGGAGUUGGCCGGCGGCGCCGCGGGGGUAGAGGGCGAAAGAUCGGGCAGUCUCACCAUCCAGGCCAUGAAGGAGAGGAGCCGCCGCCGCCGGCGGAGGGGGACGGCGGCGAGGCCCGACGUGUCCGGCAGCCAGAGUGGGAACUCCUCGCCGUCUUCCCCGCUGUCGCCGGAGGAUUCCGCCACCGGCAGCACAUUCGCCAACGGAGGCAGCGCCGCCGCCACUGCCGCCGGCGGAGAGAAGGCAUUGGAGUCUCCACCGGAGAAGCCGUGCUUGCGGCCGGUUCUCCUCCCCUCUGCGACCUUCCCAGGCGCUGGCCGGCGAGGAGACGGCGGCAAUGGCGGGAGCACUCCGAUGGCCCUGGACGCUCGAGCUCCCGGAUCGAGGCUCCGAACGGAGAAGACGGCGGCGGCCGGCGAGGGCUCAGCCGGCGGGGAGGAGUUCGUCUAUGACAUAUGGGGGAACCAUUUCUGCCACCGGCUGAUCGGAAGGACGACGGCGACGGCGACGGCGACGGCGACGGCGGCGGACUUUGCCGACGGCGGCGGCGAUUCGCAGAGCUUCUUCGUGAGAGACCCCGAGACGCUGAUGAUGAUGGCGGCGCCGGCGAGAUCUGGAGCUCGGGGCCAGGAGGAGGCCACUGCUUCUGGUGUACAGGAGGGGAUUCCGAAAAGGGUAAAAUAAGGGCUCUUCUUUUCCCUCUUUCUUCUUCUUCUUCUUCAUCGUCUCUCUCUCUCGCCCCCAGUGUGGCCCAGUUUCUCGGGCUUUCUUCAGGCCCGAGCCUUGUGAAGACGGCCCGCCUCGGUGGGCCAGCCCAAAUGAGUAGAUGA